Messenger RNA from Lactuca sativa (garden lettuce), 1680 nucleotides. RefSeq names its product cysteine proteinase inhibitor 1. Gene Ontology annotation, molecular function: cysteine-type endopeptidase inhibitor activity. NCBI's taxonomy places the organism in Eukaryota, Viridiplantae, Streptophyta, Magnoliopsida, Asterales, Asteraceae. The record is from RefSeq and is a predicted model, not a curated record.
ACGAAACACGUUUCCAAAACUACAUCGAAUCAUGCCGUGGUGAAUGCGUAUGAAAUAUAUUUUGAUUGAGAAGAAGGAGAGCCCUAUGAAAUCCUCUUCUAUUCCCCAUUCCACAGGUAAUUAAUUGGUCCUUACAAAAUGCACAAUCUCUUGGUCUUCUUCCUUCUACCUUUUCUCUUCUGUAAUUCCUCCGCCGCGUUAGGAGGAGCACCUCUCACCGGCGGUUGGAGGCCAAUUCCCAAUGUAACCGCGCCUACAGUCGUCGACAUCGGGAAAUUUGCGGUAGAUGAGCACAACAAGAAUGACCAUACGUCUCUCAAGUUCGAAAAAGUGACGAAGGGAGAGAGCCAAGUGGUCGCCGGAAUGAAUUACAAAUUGACAAUCACGGCGGAGGACGGCAGCGUAAACAACAAUUACGAGGCGGUUGUUUGGGUUAAGCCUUGGCAGAAAUUCAGGCAACUUGUGUCCUUUAAGGGACCCGUUUGAGGAAAGAAUUUAGGUUUUUUUUUUUUCUUAAUGGUUUCGCAAUGUGCAUUUUAGGUACUUUUUAAAUGGCGAUUUCGAUCUUCUUAAACAAACUAAAUAAACAGAAAUCGAAUGAUGCAUCAGGUCUGUAUUUAAUUUCAUGAUCUUUCUUUUGAUCAUGGUGAUAUUGGAAAUUUAGAACCUACACCAUGGUUGCAAAUUGGAAGAGAAACGUGAAGACAACUGAAGCCAUGAACAGGAAAUUGAUCUGUCUGACCUAAUAAUUCCAAUAAUAUGACUUGAGACAACUACACAAAAAAAAAUUUACAUAUGUGUAUCUAUGUUUGUUGUAUAUUUUACUGAUAAUAACACAUCACAUUAUGUUUGUUCAUGCACAAUAGUAAUGUACUUGUAUAUUUUACUGAUAAUAACACAGCACGUUAAUACACUUAUAUUUUCUUCACAUUACAAUUCUUUACUCAUAAUAGUAAUUGCAACCUACUUACAUUUUUUUUUACUUGUGAUAUCAACACAUGACAAAUAUUAAAUUUUUCUUUCCUUAUAAUACAUUUGACAAAUUAAGUACAAUGCUUAUAUUUGUAGUGAAAUGCAAGUCCAUUACUAUUAUAUGUAAAAAAAUAAGUACAUGGAUAUUAACAAAUACUUGUACAAGAGACAUAUGAAAAUACUUACAAUUCCUUGCUAACAACAUACUUACAUUUAUUUACCUUAUUAUCUAUAAUAUCAAUACAUGUUGCCAUAUUGCCAAAUCCACAUCAAGAUGGAAGUAUGUUGCCAUAAAACAUAUAAUCAUCCGUAAAGAAAUGUAAAUACAUUGCUAUUAUGUGUAAAAAAAACAAAAGUAAAUUGCACAUAUUUGUAGGAAGAGUCAAAUACAUUGCUAUUCCCCAUUUUUAGGCUUGUAUUAACAUAAUAAUUAAUAAGCAUUCAAUUCCACUUCCAACAAACCAACAAUUAACAAUCGUCUACAUAAAUAAAUACUACAAUGAGAAAAACGAAAAAAAACAUAAAACACAUAAAUAUAAAUAUGUUGCUAUUAAUUGUCAUUCCACUAACGAAAUUAUUUUACAACAUAUGUCGGUAUAUAAAUGAUAUAUCACUAUAAUUGAUGAACCACAUUGAACCAGAAACACAUAGAUGUGCGUGCAUAUAUAACACGGACUUGCUGCAACGCGAGUGUGCCGCUAGUCAAAA